AAAUAUCGCUACCAAGAUGAAGACAGCCCCCCGCUGGAGCAUAGCCCCGCCCACCUCCCCAACCAGGUAAAGGCCCCCGAGCUGGUCCAUGUGGCGGAGAAGAAUCUAUCGCAGAUUGAGAGCGUCCACGGCUACGUGUCUCACUCGCACAUCUCCCCCAUCAAGAUCGCCAUCCGGGAAAAAUAUCCCUGGGCCUCUGACCAGGUGCAGAAGUACAGCCGCUUUGAAGCCAAGAUCCACGAUCUGCGGGAACAGCUGAUGAACAGCAGUUUGGGUUCAGGAACCGCCUCGCUUCGGAGUAACCCCAAAAGGGGCUUCUACAUCCGGGCUCUCUUCGACUACGACAAGACCAAGGAUUGUGGCUUCUUGAGCCAAGCUCUGAGUUUCCAUUUUGGCGACGUCCUACACGUCAUCGACGCUUCCGACGAGGAGUGGUGGCAGGCGCGACGUGUCCAUCCGGAUGGCGACAGUGACGAGCUUGGCUUUAUUCCCAGCAAGAGGCGGGUCGAGCGACGGGAGUGGACGCGGUUAAAAGCAAAGGAUCGGGGCCCUGGAUCAGGCUGUCAAGGUCGAGAAGAUGCUGUGUUGAGCUACGAAACCGUUGUGCAGAUGGAAGUUCAUUAUGCCCGUCCGAUCAUUAUUUUGGGGCCCACCAAGGACCGUGUCAACGACGACCUCCUCUCUGAGUUUCCAGACAAAUUCGGGUCUUGCGUGCCACACACCACGCGGCCGAAACGGGAGUACGAAGUGGACGGCCGAGAUUACCACUUUGUGGCUUCGCGGGAGAAGAUGGAGAAGGACAUUCAAGGCCACAAAUUCAUCGAGGCCGGACAGUACAAUAGCCACCUUUAUGGGACAAGCGUCCAGUCCGUACGGGAAGUGGCUGAGCAG
Protobothrops mucrosquamatus (brown spotted pit viper) is the source of this 891-nucleotide messenger RNA. Its product is annotated as disks large homolog 4-like. The transcript is spliced from 9 exons. The annotation marks the transcript as partial. The record is from RefSeq and is a predicted model, not a curated record. Gene Ontology annotation, cellular component: neuromuscular junction; postsynaptic density membrane; neuron projection. Lineage: Eukaryota; Metazoa; Chordata; Lepidosauria; Squamata; Viperidae. Gene Ontology annotation, biological process: postsynaptic neurotransmitter receptor diffusion trapping; chemical synaptic transmission; AMPA glutamate receptor clustering. Gene Ontology annotation, molecular function: protein binding.